UCCCUUUCGAUCUCAAUCGAUCUGCAGCAGUAAUAUUUUUUUUUUCGCUAUUUUUUUUUCCGCUUCUUCGCAUCACGAUCGCGUGCCGCCGUGCUCAAUCUUCAGCAGUAAAGCUUCGAUCUUGCCCUAAAUCAUGGCGGCUCUUCCCAAUCGCGCGCAGAGAGCGAAGAAGCCACUGCGGAGAGGAGGGGCGGUUGCUGUCGGAUUGCUGGCUCUUCUUCUCGUCGGCAUGAUUCUUCUAGCCACUUCCAUGAAUUCUAAUGGUUCGGCCGGGUCACUGACCCAAUCUGAUAGGAAGAGCGAAAGGAAUCAUGUUGUUGCUGUUGCAUCUGUUCGAUCCCAACCUACCGCGGAAUUCGUCAACAAGACCGAAGUCAUAUGGCAAAUUCCCGAGUCCCCCAAGGCCGUCGUCUUCAUAGCUCACGGUUGCAACUGCCGAGCUGCUAAUUUCUGGGAUCGAUCCGCUCAUUGCCCGCACUGCGUCGGCCUUCCAGAAGACAGGCUGAUUGUCCUCAAUGCUCUAGGUCGCAGGUUCGCCGUCAUCGCUGUUUCCAGCCUCGGAAGAUGCUGGUCUAUCGAGAAGGACGUCGGCAUUGCUAAAGGGAUACUACAAUGGUGGAUUGAGAACCACGAGCUCCAAAAGCUUCCUGUCACAGCUCUAGGAGCUUCAUCUGGUGGUUAUUUUGUUUCUGCGCUGGCAAAGGAGGUGAAUUUUAGCAGCGUAGCGCUCAUGAUUUCAGCUGGGGUGUUCGGUUCCAUGGGCGUUCCAGUUGGGUAUCCUCCCACUCUCUUUGUCCAUAUGCCUAAAGACCUGCGUGCAAAGAGGCUGAUAGAGAAGAACAUGGCUUCGUUGAAGAAGAAGGGUGUUUCUGUUAAGGAGGUCAGGUGUCUGGAGUUCCCAUUGACUCGUACGCUUUUGACGGAAAGGAUCCCUGGUUUGGAUGAGGCGGUAUCUGCCAGUGUAUUUGAGUUGUUUCAGGAGAAGGGUUUCAUUGAUGAGAGGGGAUAUUUGAAGAGCGAUGGACGAGCGACUCGGUGGAAGCAAGCUCUUAAGGAAAAGGAUCCCUCAAUGGAGAAGUAUGAAUGGCUUGAUCAUGUAGAGGAGGAGUUAAAUCUUGCUUUUGCAUACCAUGAGAUGACCAGCUUGCCUAUUGGUGAUAUUCUGGACUGGUUUGAAUCGCACAUGUAGCCAGUGGCUGUGUAGUAAGCUGAAAGAUAUUUUGAGUUUGGACAUCUGGCAGAAAUUUACCAGUUGAAAACACUUUCUGGUGUCAAAAUAUCAAGAGUUUCAAAAUGCUGUAUGAGCAUCACUGUAGUUUGAUCUACACCAGGUUAAUUGGAAAAACAUAUACUUGUUUAAUUGCAAAGACUUUAUCUUUAUUUGACUCUGUCAGGAUUUGGAUGAUAUGAAUAUAGAGAUCAUGAGGAAUACCUUGUACAAGGCCUACCUUGAAGAUUUCUGUAACUUCUGUCAGGUGGAGCAACUGCUGAAAUUAUGUCCGAUCUUCUUGCAUUUGAAGCUGAUAGAAGGGCUGUCAAUAUUACUAUAAAUAGCAUUGGCACUGAGUUGACUAGAGAUGAUUGCCGGAAGCUUUAUUCUAAUUUCGGUUUGUUAUAUCCCUAUGGCCAUGAAGAACUUGCUAUCUGUGAGGAUAUUGACCAGGUCCGUGGUGUGAUGGAAAAAUAUCCACCAUACCAGUCCAUUUUUGCCAAGAUAUCCUACGGAGAAAGUCAGAUGUUGGACAAAGCAUUUUAUGAAGAGGAAGUAAAGAGGCUCUGUUUGGCUUUUGAGCAGCAGUUUCACUAUGCGGUUUUCUUUGCCUAUAUGAGAUUGAGCGAGCAGGAGAUAAGGAAUCUGAUGUGGAUCCCGGAAUGCGUAGCGCAGAAUCAGAAGUCCAGAAUCCAUGAUAGUGUGGUCUUCAUUUUCUGAGUGCUAAAUGAGCGCACAAAAUUAUGCCUCGAGAUGCUCCUUCCAUCAUUUAAUUCUCUUGUUAUCUCUUUACUUGCCGAAACCAUGGUACAUGCAUUAUUUUUAUCAGCAUAACGUGUGUGGCACUUAAAUUUGAAAUAUAAAAUAAGCUGUAAGUUGUAUUAGAAUUAGAAUGGAAUGUGAUUCCUUUCAAAUAUAGUGAAAUUUUGAACAAUUUGAGUU
This is a messenger RNA of Zingiber officinale, 2152 nucleotides long. RefSeq names its product V-type proton ATPase subunit d1-like. The coding region runs from base 1496 to 1930 and encodes 144 amino acids. Gene Ontology annotation, molecular function: proton-transporting ATPase activity, rotational mechanism. Gene Ontology annotation, cellular component: vacuolar proton-transporting V-type ATPase complex; proton-transporting V-type ATPase, V0 domain. Gene Ontology annotation, biological process: vacuolar acidification; vacuolar transport; proton transmembrane transport. The transcript has 6 exons. The record is from RefSeq and is a predicted model, not a curated record. Lineage: Eukaryota; Viridiplantae; Streptophyta; Magnoliopsida; Zingiberales; Zingiberaceae.